Messenger RNA from Lentinula edodes (shiitake mushroom), 1146 nucleotides. RefSeq lists its product as uncharacterized. The transcript has a single exon. NCBI's taxonomy places the organism in Eukaryota, Fungi, Basidiomycota, Agaricomycetes, Agaricales, Omphalotaceae. The record is from RefSeq and is a predicted model, not a curated record. The coding region runs from base 1 to 1146 and encodes 381 amino acids.
AUGGUGCUUAUUGAUCUGCUCAAUCACAACAACACAUCGCUCGACUUUAACUGUAUACUCUACCGAUUACCCGUGGACAUAUGGUGGUAUAUGUUCACGAUCUAUGACCUUGACUUACGUCCAUUAGUCUUGGUUUGCAAAUUGAUGCGAAAAAUAGUAGGCAACUUGGUGUUCCGAUCUGUGUACUUCCCUCGUCCAAAUAAACUACGUCUCGCAAAAAGGACAUGGGAUUCGUCGAAACGGAACGUUACUGCCGACAUAUUGUUUAUGCAGAUCGGUAAACCACAUCAAUCCGAUACCGCUUUGGAUAACGUCCAUUUUCGACACAGAAAAAGAUGGAUUGCAUCCUGGAGAACAGCAUCUGGGUUGUUUUCCACUUUCCAUCGUUUGACAGAAAUCGUAUUAGCGGGAGCCGUCCUACCGAGUGACUUUGGCCAAGGCCUUUCCCUGCUAAUACAUCUGCGCAAUUUGGAAAUCAAACGCUGCUGUUGUGAAGGUGUUGCUCACUUCAGUGAUGUGAACCUUCCUCUCAAAAGAUUGCGUCUAGACAUGAUAUGUUGGCACCACCAAAAUCAAGACUUGGACAUAAUUUGUUCAUGUGAAAAACUCGUAUCGUUGUCUGUUGCAUGGCAUAAUACAACCAGCAACGAAUGGGUUUGGAUGGACAAAAACUUACCGACAACUGUGGAAGAAUUAUCGCUGUCUGCUUCUCAAUCAUUCUGGUCAAAUACAUCACCAUUGGAUUCAAACACCAUGAGCUGUUUAUUCACUUUCUUGCAACAAUUUCCCAAUCUCAGAAUUCUUACGCUGCCUAAGGGCAUGGGUUGCAUGAUGCGCAACUCUGACAAACAAUGCUCAUUUGGCUAUAAUAUCGAGCACUACUGUGGACCUAUUAGGUUUCUCCGAUAUAUUGCAUCAAAAUCAACCCUUCUCAUGAAUAUACACCUUGUCAACCAUUGUUUCUACACCAUACGGGUAGAUGAAGAUCUACCUAAUGACUUGGUUGUAGAAAACUUUCAUCUCGAUAUAACCAUUUGGGACAACGAGAGUAUAGAGAUCCUCAUGAAGAGAAUAUCCUCUGUGAAGAGACUAUCUUUAAAAUGGGAUUGGUUACCGAGAAAUAUUGUCAGUGUAAUACCAGCUUAA